AUGUUCUUUCGCCUUGGAUUAACGAUUGUUGGACUGCCAGUCGCCAUCUACUGCUUAUCUCUCUGCAUAUGGAGCUGGUUGCGGCGUCGCCUUCUCAUCACACAGACUGGUUGGACAGAUAUACCAUUACUCGGAAAGGGUCGCCAGGAAGCUGGUAAGAUCAAGGGGACUGUCGUUGUUUGUGGUGGAAGCAUUGGUGGUCUUUUGACAGCUCGGAUUUGCCAUGACCAUUUCGAGCGAGUGAUCAUCGUAGAACCAGAAGCCUGGUUAAGUACUUCGGACGGUCGCGAAACCCAGGCAUGGACGCAGAAAUACCAGCGAUAUCGUGUCGUACAGUACUAUUCUCUUCAAGCUGUUCAGGUAUUCUUGUUCACCGCCCUUAAAGCCAUUUUCCCAAAUUUCGAGGAUGAGUGCAUUGCAUCUGGCAUACGGUGA
Messenger RNA from Serpula lacrymans var. lacrymans S7.9, 435 nucleotides. RefSeq lists its product as uncharacterized. Bases 1 to 435 code for a protein of 144 amino acids. The transcript is spliced from 3 exons. The record is from RefSeq and is a predicted model, not a curated record. Lineage: Eukaryota; Fungi; Basidiomycota; Agaricomycetes; Boletales; Serpulaceae.